Messenger RNA from Aspergillus eucalypticola CBS 122712, 1099 nucleotides. RefSeq names its product mitochondrial 54S ribosomal protein uL16m. The record is from RefSeq and is a predicted model, not a curated record. Gene Ontology annotation, biological process: mitochondrial translation. NCBI's taxonomy places the organism in Eukaryota, Fungi, Ascomycota, Eurotiomycetes, Eurotiales, Aspergillaceae. Gene Ontology annotation, molecular function: rRNA binding; structural constituent of ribosome. Gene Ontology annotation, cellular component: ribosome; mitochondrial large ribosomal subunit. Bases 83 to 787 code for a protein of 234 amino acids. The transcript is spliced from 3 exons.
CUGAAAGUCAGUCUGCGGUCCGUCCAUCAUCCUUCCGGUCCCCCCCAUUCAGUCCAAGCAGGGCCGAUUGCCACGAUUCACAAUGGGUCCGCAGCUGAAGAUGUUCUCGGGGCCUCAGAUGGCCUUCCUCCGGCCGUCGUUAGGUCUGUCGACGCCAUUCACGGCUUUCCCGCUAUCGCGAUGCUUCUCGACGACCUCGCCUGCCCUCGAUUGGCUUACCCCUAAGUUCGCCGAGAGAUCCAAGUCCCCGAAGGGUCGUCCGCAUGUCGCAACUGGUGGUUCUUCCCGCGGUACCACUGUCGUCUGGGGUGAUUAUGGCUUGCGGAUGAAGGACCACGACCGCCGGUUGCCCGCUGCGUCGUUGAAAAUUGCAGAGGAUACGAUUAAGAGACGUCUGAGGGGUAUGAACUACACAUUGUACAAGCGCGUGAGCGCAAACAUCGGUGUCUACACCAAGGGCAAUGAACAGCGUAUGGGUAAGGGUAAGGGAAAGUUCGACUACUGGACCGCGAAGGUUGGCGUGAGCAGAAUCGUCUUUGAGCUCAAGGGUGAUCUGCACGAAAAGGUCGCCAGGGAGGCCUUCCGUCUGGCCGGCCACAAGCUGCCCGGCCUCUGGGAAUUCGUGAAGAAGGGCGACCCGCCGGUCGUUGGACUGACGAAACUUGGCAAUGGAGUGACUCUGGAGAGCCUCAAACGCGCACGCAGAAGCCCGGCCCUCGGUACUCAGGACCUACCGAACCCCCCGACCUCGACCUCGUCCUCCUCCAGUCCUUCUGCUCCCCAAUAAUUCAAAGCGCUUCCUCUCAACCAAACCUCUCACUCACGUCAAUCCACCCCGGUUCACUCACAACGUCAUGACAUCUAAGCCCCGACGCCCGAACCAGGUCCAUACCCUUGUUCUCUCCUGAUUUUCGCCGCCAGCGCAGCACCCUCUUCUGGGGUUUCGGGCUUCAGGUCUUGUGUACAUUAUCAUCAUCCAUCAGCUUCUAGACUCUCUAUAUCUGUCAUGUUUUAUUUAUUUUUCUUUCCCGCUUUGUCGCAGGUGUCGAUGUAUUUUCAUAUGAAUAUGCGGAGUUAGGAAAAAGAGAAAUAUCAAACU